This is a messenger RNA of Misgurnus anguillicaudatus (oriental weatherfish), 5132 nucleotides long. RefSeq names its product adherens junctions associated protein 1 (gene ajap1). Gene Ontology annotation, molecular function: beta-catenin binding. The record is from RefSeq and is a predicted model, not a curated record. Gene Ontology annotation, cellular component: adherens junction; cytoplasmic side of plasma membrane; cell-cell contact zone. NCBI's taxonomy places the organism in Eukaryota, Metazoa, Chordata, Actinopteri, Cypriniformes, Cobitidae.
GAGAGGAGAGCGCGCGCAGUGGUGAUAACGCCAUCUAUCCAAAUGACGAGCGUUCCUUUCACGCGCUCCGCUCAUCGCGCAAUGGAAACUGCGCGUCCUGUUAAAGUGCCGUGACUCUCCUUGCCUUUUCUUUUCGUAUAACCAAUUCGUUCGAGUCUGCAAACAUCCUAGAACUAUCGAGGAGCCUCUACAGCCGACUUAGGACAUGCUUUCGCGCCACGGAAAUCACGAUAUUUUAUCUCUCCACGGCUCGCUCUGAUAACAUGUAGAGAAAGUGCGCGGUGACCGAGAGCGCAGCGCACGGGCGAUGUUGACGCCGUCCUCAAGCCGCCUUGUUCCCACAGCGUCUUGACUUUUUCCCACUGGAGUAUAAUCUGAGGUUUCUGAACUUGUGAAUGUAACGGAGGUGGCUGCUGAGUAGCAACUGAACCGUCCAGCUGCCCACGCUGCCGCGGGGUCGCUCGGCGCAUCCUUGCCCACUUUAGAGGAGAAAACAAGCACGCAACUAAGAGGGGACAAGACGCGUCCGCGUUUUCCGAAAUAUUUGGCAUCGGCGCGCUUUGGAGAGACCUGGAGCUAUUUCGAGCUUUCGCGGGAUAUAAAACAUUAGAAUGAUAGCAUCCAUAACAUUUGGAGUAAGGUGUCUAACUUAAGGUUAUCAUUACGCGUCGACGUUUGUUGGACCGCAUAAAUGGACGAAUACCAGGAGGACUGACUGGGAACUGUCUGGAAAAAUGUGGCUGAAACGGUGUGUCACACGCAGAUAAAUGGGCAUGUUUGAUCACUAAGAGUUUCCCCUGGAGCAAGAGAUGGAUACAGACAUAGAAAGAGGAGAGCAAAGACCCUCACGGACCUAUUCUUCGGCAGUUGCUUGGAGACCUGGGGGAAUGCUGGGAUGUAGAAUGUGGAUCCUUUUCAUCCUUGUCCAUCUCACAAUGGAUCUGUCUCUAUGUGCACCAGUAGGCCAAGGACUCGCCGUCAAACUACUGCCCAGGUCAGUGCCCCGUCGGCAGCCGCACCCGUCACCAACCCGGGACGCACUCAUUGGCCAGCAUUUGAGGACUCUGGGUAUCUUGCAACGUGGUGUUCCCCCUCUCCUGCCAUCGUUGGGCAACCACAGAGAGCUGGGGGAUACCAAAACGGGAGGGCGUGAGCACCGCAGCUCAGCCCAGAAACGACAACUUUGUGCGGAGUGCAAAUUGGCCGCCUCCGGAAGUUGGAAGUUGAAGAGUAAAUCUGAUUUAAACCUUCAUUUAUCUCGUUCGCGGAGGCAGUCGAGAGGUGAUGGCUUUGACUCACUCGAGGGAAUGGCCAUCACCGUGGCAGGAUAUAUUGACUGGGGUCCCACAGGGGCUUAUGAGGGAGUCGAGGAGGAAGCGAAAAUGACCCUGAACACCACAGUCAACUCUUUACCCCCCUCCACAACCACAGUUAGCGUCACUAGCACCACCACACCCAGCCCCCAAAGGACGUAUGCGGUAAUUACAACCGCGCACCCUAAGAGGCACAGCACCACACAGCCAAGCACUAACUCUAGAGUGACUGCCAAACCACAGAAACCUUUUGGGGACACACCAGGUCUGGCUGUUCACCAGAUCAUCACCAUCACUGUGUCCCUCAUCAUGAUCGUCGCAGCCUUGAUCACUACACUAGUCCUUAAAAACUGUUGUGCGCAGUCCGGGAAUGGCCGACACAGCAGCCAUCAGAGAAAGAUCAACCAGCAGGAGGAGAGCUGUCAAAACCUGACCGACUUUACGCCCGCACGCGUGCCCAGUAAGGUGGACAUCUUCACCGCCUACAACGACAGUUUACAGUGCUCGCACGAAUGCGUGCGGGCCGGCAUACCGGUGUACACGGAUGAGAUGAUCCAGCACACACCCAUAUACAAGACAUCUUACAAUGGAAACAGACCAUCAUCCACCGAAAGGCAGCUAAUCCCUGUGGCCUUUGUGUCUGAGAAAUGGUUCGAGAUCUCUUGUUGAGGCACUUUUACUACCUUCGGGUUGAGCCCACGUCUUCAAUUUGUGCCCUGGAUCCUAUUGGAAAAUCUGUGAAACAAAUAUAAAAUGAAAGACUGAUACACAAAAGCAAGAACAACAGCAAACAAGCAAUUACAGAGACUGGAACAAAGACGGACAGGUGGUUUUGUACAAACGUUGGAUCUCUCUAGAAAUGGACUGAAGAAGUUUAUUUUUCUAGACUGAUUGAAUUGCUAUGGAUGCCACUCCCAAAUUAUUUUCCAUAGACAUGUGAUCGUUUUAGAAAUGAUAUACCUAGAGCUGAUAUAUUAUAUACGUAUAUAACUGCACAUGUGGGUGCGCUGGAGUGACAUUCAGCUGCCGAGGGUCUACCGAGGCUCUCUCUGAUGGGAUACGUCAUGCGGAGGAAAGACUUUUCUGAACUUUGUGCCAAUAAUGCCAUUAUGUGCCACUACAUAUAUAGAUGGGACGUGUUCGGUUUCGUGGAUACUUACAGACACAACGUUGAACAAUUUGAGUGACUGUCCCCCAAUAUCAAUCCAUCAGUCGUUUUUGUAUAAAAAAAGUAUGAAUAUGUAUUUGAAACAUAUGUUUUGAAAUAGCUGUGUUGCAUAUGUCCAAAAAUAUUUAUAUGGAGCACUAUUCAUUUAGAAUAAAAUAAUGAAUCCAUUAAUGAAUAGUAGACCAGGUUUUAAUUUCACUACAUUGUUACUAGGCCCCGUUUUAAAGGAAUAGUUCUAUUUUUAUACUAAUGAGGUUACUUAUGUGUUCGACAGACCCAGUUCACAUGGACUUUUGGGACUGUUAAUCUGCAAGAGUAGAAGAUUUUUUUAAAAAACAAUCAACGUGGAAAUCAGAUUCAGCAUAUUGAAGCUUAUUUGAUUUGCCAAAGCCAUGCUUCAUAUGUUUAAUUUCUUUUAUUACCAGUUUUUCCUCAUUAAUGGAGGAUUACAGGUAUUAAUCAUGUUUACGGACUCACAGAUCCUCAAAAGGUGUUUGAUACCGUGCAUUUACCAGACAACAGCUGGUUUAGGGGUCACGUUUAAGUAACGCAACAAAAAAAAAGGGUUACUUUUAAAAAUUAAUGUAAUAAAUCACCAAUCAACGAUCAAUAUUCAGUUUAUAUAUUUAUUUUAGUGCCGUUUUUUUAGUUGUGUUUAUACUUAUUUAUUUGAAAAAUGAAAUCUGAACCGAAAAUGUUCAUACAUCUCUUUUUGGGAUAUUUUGUUUUUAUUCAAGGUAACAGUUUAUUAUUUAUUGUCUUCACAUUUUUUCUAUCAACAGAAACUUGUGCAAUUUAUUUAAAUAGAAAUCAGCAGUGCAGUCAUUCACAAAACACUAAACUUGCCAAUCGGAUUUGUGUGUGUUUGCGUGUGUGUGAGCAUCUAUGUGUGUGUGUGUUUAAGAUCGCGACACCAAACCAAAGAGCUCUUGUUGGUAGCAGUAUGUACAGUAAAGGCCAUUGUACAUCUCCAAAACAGAGAUGUUUAUGGAUUAUGUUUAGUUAUGUACAGGUACAAAACACAGGCAAACACAGUGAAAGAGUAAAAUAGUCGUUUGCAAUAGUUUAAAAGUAAAUCAUGUUGGAGUAAAUUUGCUGAUAUGACUUCAAAUGUUUAUAUCCAUUAGUGAAAUCUGCUUUCAUCUCGAAAGACAGCAAUACACACAAAGAAAAUACGUUCACAUACCUGUAUGUUUUGUCCUAGAUGAUGUAAACUGCACUAGCCAAUGAAUUCAGCCAUUUACAACCAUUAUUACUACUAACCACUAAAGCUCUGGAUUAUGUAUGUGUAAAUGUGUUUUCUUUAUAUUUACCUCUGUUGUGAUAUUUCAAGCUCUCACAGUACCAGUGGAUCCGUCUAUUUUGUUUACAUCACACUGCAGACGUUAAUGACAGAUGAAUAUACAUUGACUUUGUGCCAAGGCUCGAUACAGACAGUGUUGUUUUGGCUGUAGCUGUGGCUCUCCUAUUAAUGAGGAAACACCAGGUCAUUUGUUUUGCAUUUUAAUACGAGGAAACUUCAUGGAAUCAAUACCCUUAACAAAGGAACUUUCUUAAGUAACUCAUGCAGUAGGAGAGAUGUUUUUCCUUAAUAUCUUUUUUGAAGAAUGUCUGAGAUGAGUCUGGGCUGCUUGAAAAGAAUGAAAGACUUGCGACUCACGGAAGACGUUUUGGCUGAAUGAUAACUAUUUUCAGCUCAAUAUCAUCGUUCACUCCGAGAAUGAAUGUUGUUCCAAAAACAUCUCAUUCGACAGCUUAAUAAACGUUACGUCAAUUAAAAUAAAAAACAGACACCUGGUCCGUGUAACUGCCAGCACAGGAGAAAAGGGUUUUUGCGCUGUGAGUCUGAUAAACAUGAAGCUUUGAGUCAGCAGUCAGAAUCAGUUGAACCAAAAGCAGAAGUUUAGUUGACCAUUUUCAUAUGUGCAUUAUGCUUGAAUGUGCUUUUCAUCUGUAUCAUAGCUUUCUUUAAAGGAAACAUCAAAAAACCAGUGCAAUAUCUUUUUUGUUGUUGUUUAUGCUUUGAUGUAUACGUAUAAAUCAGAGCUGUCCUCAUUGUUUGGCAUGUAAAUGACCACAGCUUACUGUAAAGGCUUUUAUUUAUGUCACAUUGUAUUUUCAUGUGGUACUAUACUCAGGCAUCAUCAGUCUACUACUGUUGUUUUAUAAAAAUCUAAUGUUUACGGGAACAAACCUUUGUUUGCCUCGGUUUCGUUUAAUUUUGAUUUUGUAUUGCACAAUUGCAGAGUCACAUUUCACUACGACAGGUUUCAUAUGGUGCGGAUCACAUUUAAUAUAUCCCUGACCACCCCACCCUCCCAAAAAGCCAACACUUGUCUGAGAGAUAACGCCAAAUUUCUUCUCAUGUGACCCGUAAAAGCAGUUCGACUUAGAGGCUUAGUAAGGAAGCAUCAGACAGUCCUUGACUUUGAUUUGUUGCAGGUAGAAUAUAACAUCGCUUCAUAUAUUCCAUACAAAAACAACCUGAUACCUGUUCUCUUGUUGCCAUAGAAAUAAAAACUUUGUACUUUGUGUACCUUAACUUUUUUAUAUUUGUGUCUAAUAUAUCGAUGAGUACCUCUUUUUCUUUUUAUAUAAGAUCUAUGAAUAUAGUACACAACGCAAUGUAAGGUACAAAUAAAAAAAAACAA